AUGUACUUGGUCGAGAAGAAGCGGAGUGAGUGGGAUGAUGACUCUGGAUGUGAAAAAUGCAGUUCUAUUUGCUCUGAAGAUUGUCUCUGCAGGUAUCAAAAUAUGAGCUGCUCAAAAGCGUGUCGCUGCUCGAAUACGUGCACCAACCGACCGUUUCAAAAACAUAAAAGAAUUGAAGUGGUAAAGACUAAAUCAUGUGGCUGGGGCGCAGAGGCUGCAGAGCCUAUUAAUAAGGGUGAAUUUAUCGUGGAGUAUGUAGGAGAAGUUUUAAGUGAUGAUAUAUAUGAAGAACGGUUAAGAGACAUGGACUGCCUGGGUCGUCAACACUUUUACAUGUGCAAAGUUGACAGAGAUUUCACCAUCGAUUCAACUUACAAGGGCAACAUAUCCAGAUUCUUGAAUCACAGUUGUGAUCCAAACUGUACCCUAGAGAAAUGGCAAGUAAACGGAGAAACUCGUAUGGGUAUUUUUGCUGCUAAAUCUAUUGAAGAAGGAGAACCAUUAACAUAUGAUUAUAGAUUUGUUCAGUCCGGGGCUGAUGUGAAAUGUGAAUGUGGCUCGUCCAAUUGUCAAGGUUUUCUUGGAGUAAAAAAGAAGGCACGAGGAGGGAGGAAAGCUAGGUGA
Daucus carota subsp. sativus is the source of this 624-nucleotide messenger RNA. RefSeq names its product histone-lysine N-methyltransferase ASHR3. NCBI's taxonomy places the organism in Eukaryota, Viridiplantae, Streptophyta, Magnoliopsida, Apiales, Apiaceae. The transcript has 6 exons. Gene Ontology annotation, molecular function: protein binding; histone H3K36 methyltransferase activity. The coding region runs from base 1 to 624 and encodes 207 amino acids. Gene Ontology annotation, cellular component: chromatin; nucleus. The record is from RefSeq and is a predicted model, not a curated record. Gene Ontology annotation, biological process: regulation of DNA-templated transcription.